Molecule: messenger RNA, 2050 nt
Organism: Falco peregrinus (peregrine falcon)
Lineage: Eukaryota; Metazoa; Chordata; Aves; Falconiformes; Falconidae
Gene: DGAT1
Product: diacylglycerol O-acyltransferase 1
Biological process (GO): triglyceride biosynthetic process
Cellular component (GO): endoplasmic reticulum membrane
Molecular function (GO): diacylglycerol O-acyltransferase activity
Source: RefSeq, a predicted model, not a curated record
CCCGGCCAUGGGCGACCGCGGCGCGCUGGUGGGGGGGGCCCGGCGGCGGCGCGGGGGGGGCUCGGCGGCGCGGUCCGGACCCGCUCCGGGCGACGGCGGCGGCUGCGAUGACCCCGGUGGAGACUUCAGGUGUCACAAGGUGCAGGAAUCUCUGCUGAGCUCGGCCAGUGGCUACAGCAACUACCGGGGCAUCCUCAACUGGUGUGUGGUGAUGCUGGUCUUGAGCAACGCUCGGCUCUUCCUGGAAAACCUCAUCAAGUACGGGAUCCUGGUGGACCCCAUCCAGGUGGUCUCCCUCUUCCUCAAAGACCCCUACAGCUGGCCCUCCCUCUGCCUGGUCAUUGUAGCCAACGUCUUUGUGGUGGUGGCCCUGGCCCUGGAGAGACGGCUGGCUGCGGGCUCCCUCUCGGAGGGCACAGGGACUGCCCUGCAUGCCCUCAACCUCCUGGCCAUCCUCUGCUUCCCUGCCGGCGUCGUACUCAUGGUCACCUCCAUCACCCCAGUGGGAGCAGUCUUCGCCCUGGCCAUCUACACUGUCAUCUUCCUCAAGCUCUUCUCCUUCAGGGAUGUCAAUAAGUGGUGUAGGGAGAGGAGGGAGGUGAAAACACAGGGGCCCGGAAAGCCAACGGGCGGAGGUGGGGGAAGAGUGGGGGUCACCUACCCGGCCAACCUCACCUACAGAAAUCUCUACUACUUCCUCUUUGCGCCCACCCUGUGCUACGAGUUGAACUUUCCCCGCUCCCCCCGUGUCCGCAAGCGCUUCCUUCUCCGGCGCCUCUUUGAGAUGCUCUUCUUCAUCCAGCUGCUGGUGGGGCUGAUCCAGCAGUGGAUGGUGCCCACGAUCCAGAACUCCAUGAAGCCCUUUCGGGACAUGGAUUAUUCCCGGAUCAUCGAGCGGCUCCUGAAGCUGGCUGUCCCCAACCACCUUAUCUGGCUCAUCUUCUUCUACUGGUUCUUCCACUCUUGCCUGAAUGUGGUGGCUGAAGUGAUGCAGUUUGGGGACCGGGAAUUUUACAGGGACUGGUGGAACUCUGAGUCGGUGACCUAUUUCUGGCAGAACUGGAACAUCCCAGUGCACAAGUGGUGUCUCAGGCACUUCUACAAGCCCUUGCUGAAGUGGGGGGCCAGCAAGUGGGCAGCCCAGACGGCUGUUUUCCUGGCGUCUGCCUUCUUCCACGAGUACUUGGUGAGCGUCCCCCUGAAGAUGUUCCGGCUCUGGGCGUUCAUGGGGAUGGCAGCUCAGAUCCCACUGGCCUGGUUCGUCUCCAAGUUCCUCAGGGGUAACUACGGGAACGCGGCAGUCUGGAUGUCCCUGAUCAUCGGGCAACCCAUCGCUGUCCUCAUGUACGUGCACGAUUACUACGUGCUCAACUAUGAAGGCAACCAGUGAGGCGGGGGCCCGCCCCCCGUGCUGCCCCACGGCGCAGGGGGCACACCGUCCCCCAGACCCUGCCAGCACCCGGGUGCCACCGCUGUGGGUGGCUGCCUUGCACCUUCUUCUGUGUGUAGGGAGUAGCCCGGCAGGCGUUACUGUCCUUGUGAUUUGAAUGUUGGAUCAAUGCAAUAGCCCCCGGGGGGGACAGGACCCCCACUCUGCCCUGGGGACGGUGUGGCCAGGGCAGGGGGGACGCAGGAGCUGAGUCCACCCAGCCCCUAGCUGUUCUGGGGCAUGGCUGCUCCUCAGCCCCCAGCUUUAAGCAGAGCCUCCUCUGCGUUAAGGCACUUUAAAGGACUGGCCCCUGGCCUGUAACUGUCCCCCGGGUCCCUGUCACACUCCCUCGGGGGGCUCUUGUCCUGGCCCUGGUGCCACCAGAGGCUCUGGGUCCCGUGCACAAUCCCUGCCUGGAGCUCAGUGGCACGGCGCCAGCUGUCAGCCCUGCCUGCUCCGUCCUUGGGCCUCUGCCCAUGGCCCUGCCCUCUCCUUGGAGCAGGGCUUCGGGCCCUGCUGCUGCCUCCCCUGGCCUUGCUCUGGGCUCACUCAGCCCCUUUUUAACCCUUCCAGAUUGUAUCUGUCAAAUACUGAGUGAUUAAAGUGUCUUUUUUUUUUUUU